Molecule: messenger RNA, 2121 nt
Organism: Phyllostomus discolor (pale spear-nosed bat)
Lineage: Eukaryota; Metazoa; Chordata; Mammalia; Chiroptera; Phyllostomidae
Gene: TYW2
Product: tRNA methyltransferase 12 homolog
Exons: 1
Coding region: 432-1751 (439 amino acids)
Biological process (GO): tRNA methylation
Cellular component (GO): cytoplasm
Molecular function (GO): tRNA methyltransferase activity
Source: RefSeq, a predicted model, not a curated record
AGGGAGCAGCAUGAGGCUGUGGGAGUCCGUCCUCCAAAUUCGGCGCAUCAUUCCGGGUUCGCUUUCCCCUUUGGAUUCGUGAGCAGCACUGCAGAGAGGGCAUGAGGGUUCUGGAGGAUAGCCACUAAUUUGAAGUGUUUAAGUUCAUACAAUUCCUUGUUAUUAUUGACUUCCUGUUAGGGUGAAGCAAGUAAUGGGCCGUCACAAUAAAGAUGGCAGUAGCGACUUCACCACGGCAACGACGACGCCAAUCGUCUACUGGGGCAACGACAGAAUUCGGUUCCGGCCCGCAAGUUUGACGUCACUUCCGCUCCCGGUUCGGUGGCUUGCGCGCCGGUUUUCCUGCUGUAGCUGUGAAUGGACCCGGCGCGGUGAGUGGACUCCGAGCAGAGUGUCGCGGAGCGAAUCCGGAGGAACAUGAGGCCACGAAUAUGGAAAGGGGAGGCGGGAAGCUCGCAGCUGUUGUCGCAGUCGUGACUGAGCCUCAGUUUACCCAGCGAUACAGGGACUAUCUCGAGAGGGAGAAACUCUUGGACAGACAGCACCGCGUGGAAAAGAUGCCGGACGGCACCGUGGCGCUACCCGUGCGGGGAGAGGCGCUCCCUGAGCAGCACCUGCAGGAGCUGAGGACUCAUGUGGCCCCAGGCAGCACCUGUACGCUAACGCAGCUCUUGGAUCCUGUUCCUUCCAAGAAGGCCCAAGCUUGUUCACCUGCCCAAAGGCUGUGUCUUGAGGUGAGUCGCUGGGUGGAGGCCCGAGGAGUGACGUGGUCGGCUGAGUUGGAGGCUGAUUUGCCUCGAUCUUGGCAACGGCACGGUAACCUCUUGUUGCUGAGUGAGGACUGUUUCCAAGCCAAGCAGUGGAAAAAUCUGGAACCAGAACUCUGGGAGAUUGUUGCCUCGGCACUUGGCGUCCAGCGUUUGGCCAAACGAGGACGGGUAUUACCGGAUGGCACUCGAACUCCAGCGGUGACAAUGCUGCUGGGCGACGAUGGCUGGGUCGAGCAUGUGGAUAAUGGGAUCCGAUAUAAGUUUGACGUAACUCAGUGCAUGUUCUCCUUCGGAAACAUCAGCGAGAAGCUUCGCGUGGCAUCGCUGCCCUGUGCUGGACAAGUGCUGGUGGAUCUCUAUGCAGGGAUUGGUUAUUUUACGUUGCCCUUCCUAGUUCAUGCUGGUGCUGCCUUCGUCCAUGCCUGUGAGUGGAACCCCCAUGCUGAAGUUGCUCUGAGAAAUAACCUUGAGAUUAAUGGAGUAGCAGAUCGGUGCCAAAUACACUUCGGGGAUAAUAGAAAAUUGAAGCUCUCAAACGUUGCAGACCGGGUGUACCUGGGGCUCAUUCCCAGCUCUGAAGAAGGCUGGCCCAUUGCCUGCCAAGUGCUACGAAAGGACACUGGGGGCGUUUUGCAUAUCCACCAAAAUGUGGAAUCUUUCCCAGGGAAGAAUCUCCAGCCUCCUGGAAGCAGUGAACUGGGGAAGGAGCACUGGCCUUAUCCUCAGCAAAUUAUCCCCAACCAACGGGAACAUGAAGCUCCCGGGGAUUCCAGGAGAAAAGUGCUGUCAGCAGCCAUCAAGCCAGAAUGGCACAGAUGGGCAGAAUCUGCAGAAACUCGCAUCGUCGCUCUUCUUCAGCAGGUGCACGGGAAACCGUGGAAGACACGAGUCUUGCACAUCCAGCCAGUGAAAUCCUACGCUCCCCAUGUGGAUCACAUCGUCCUGGAUCUGGAGUGCCGCCCCUGUCCUCUGGUUGGCUAAAGAAGGUAGAUUCUGAGAUGCGAGGAUCUAUGUAUGAGCAAGUGACCCUUAGUUCCUCAGCUCAGGCCGGGUUCUCACCCCUCUUGUCUCUGGGUAAUCUGUUUUAACAUUUUGUGGCCCUGAAAGCAGCUCUGGACCAAUCCAAACCACUUCAUUUGUCUUCCAUUGAUCCCACCGAGAAUGAGCUACACGUCUGGGAGAAGCAACGUGGCUGGCUCACUGAAACGAGGCCCAUCUGCGCAGUCAGUGAAUCCGAAUUCGGACCUCAGUUCUGUUUGACCUUGGGUACAUGGUUUCAGUAUUCUUUUGGCCUUGGAUUUUCUUAUUUGCAUAUGAAGGUUCCUUUGAACUACCUCACAUGGCUUUUGUU